Molecule: messenger RNA, 1793 nt
Organism: Coccinella septempunctata (seven-spotted ladybird)
Lineage: Eukaryota; Metazoa; Arthropoda; Insecta; Coleoptera; Coccinellidae
Gene: noi
Product: splicing factor 3A subunit 3
Exons: 3
Coding region: 83-1585 (500 amino acids)
Biological process (GO): mRNA splicing, via spliceosome
Cellular component (GO): spliceosomal complex; nucleus
Molecular function (GO): RNA binding; zinc ion binding
Source: RefSeq, a predicted model, not a curated record
UGGACGUGAGACGCAAAAGAGUUUGGUUAAGUGAAAUAUUGGUUGAAAAAAAAUAUUUCGUUGAAUUUUAAGAUUUAUUAUUAUGGAAACGAUUUUGGAGCAACAACGAAGGUACCAUGAGGAGAAAGAGAGGCUGGUUGAUGCAAUGGUAAAAGAAAUGUUACACAAGAAAGCUACAUAUAGAGAAGUAAUCAAUUCAGAUCAUCGUCAAAAAUAUUUGUUAGAUAAAUAUUUAACAUCUACAGAGCGUUUGAUUGAUCUUUAUGAAGAUAGAGAUGGUCAACGUAAAGCUGAGGUUGCGGCUUUGACAGGACCCAAUGCUUUUCAGGAGUUUUAUAAUCGUCUCAAACAAAUUAAAGAUUUUUAUAGAAAACAUCCGAACGAAAUAAGCAUUCCCAUGUCCGUUGAGUUUGAUGAACUAGCCAAAGCUAGGGAAAAUCCAACAGAAGAAAUGGCUAAUAUGGUUGAGUUCACAGAUGAAGAGGGUUAUGGAAAAUAUUUGGAUCUUCAUGAAUGUUAUGAAAAGUAUAUAAAUUUGAAGGGCAUUGAAAAAGUGGAUUAUAUUACAUAUCUUGCUACUUUUGAUCAAUUAUAUGAUAUUCCAAAAGAACGAAAAACAGGAGAAUAUAGAAAGUAUCUUCUAAAUUUAAUUGAAUAUCUUACUUGGUUUGUGCAAAGAAUAAAGCCUUUGAUGAACCUUGAAGAAAUUCUUGAAGCCGAAGCUGAUGUAGUGAUGAAAGAAUGGGAUUCAGGCAAUAUUCCUGGAUGGCCCAAAGAGACUGGAUCAGUAUUGGCUAAUAUGGGUGCUCAUCUGGACUUAUCAGCUUUUUCUAGUUGGGAAGAAUUGGCUUCUCUUGGUCUAGACAGAUUGAAAUCUGCCCUGAUGGCUUUGGGGUUAAAAUGUGGAGGAACAUUAGAAGAACGAGCCCAAAGAUUAUUCUCAACUAAAGGAAAGGGUUCCCUUGAUCCAGCUCUAAUGACCAAGAAUAAAGCAGGAAAAGCAGGCAAAGAAAAAGAUCAGGCAAGGCAUAAAGAUUUAGCAUGUCUUGAAGCACAAAUUUAUCGUUUAGCAGAAUUAGUCUCAUCUCAAAGGUCUGCCACAAAAGAAAAUGUACAGAGAAAGCAGGCUAGAACAGAUGGUGAAAGAGAUGAUAGUGAAAACGAAGAAAGUGAAGAUGACAGUCCUGAUGAAGCUGAUGAUGAUGUUCCAUACAAUCCAAAGAACCUUCCUCUAGGAUGGGAUGGAAAACCUAUCCCUUACUGGCUCUAUAAGUUACAUGGUCUCAAUAUCAGUUAUAACUGUGAGAUUUGUGGGAAUUAUGUAUAUAAGGGUCCCAAAGCAUUCCAGAGGCAUUUUGCAGAAUGGAGGCAUGCUCAUGGUAUGAGAUGUUUGGGUAUUCCUAAUACGGCCCACUUUGCUAAUGUGACCCAAAUUGAAGAUGCUCUGGCUCUUUGGGAUAAAUUGAAAGUGCAAAAGCAAAAUGAGCGUUGGCAGCCAGAGACUGAGGAAGAAUAUGAAGAUUCACAAGGUAAUGUUGUCAAUAGAAAGACUUACGAGGAUUUGAAACGACAAGGACUUCUAUAGUGUGGAAAGAUACUGUAUGUGAAAGAAAUUAAAUGUUUUCACCUGAGUCAAUUUAUAUUUUAAAUUGAAAAUGGCAUUAAUGGAAAAAAUACUUUCCUUUUUAUAUAAGAUUUCUAAAAAUAGUUUUUCCAUUUCCGCAAUGAAUAUUUUUCAUUCUGAAAAUGUGUGCAUAAGAAAUGUUCUGAAAUAUCGAAUAAAUAAUGAACUU